Molecule: messenger RNA, 1279 nt
Organism: Rhopalosiphum maidis (corn leaf aphid)
Lineage: Eukaryota; Metazoa; Arthropoda; Insecta; Hemiptera; Aphididae
Product: probable low affinity copper uptake protein 2
Exons: 4
Coding region: 469-1041 (190 amino acids)
Biological process (GO): copper ion transmembrane transport
Cellular component (GO): membrane
Molecular function (GO): copper ion transmembrane transporter activity
Source: RefSeq, a predicted model, not a curated record
UAUUAACUAUAUUAUAAAGAUAAUUUAUCAUGGUAGGACUACGGAAGUACAAAAACCUCGGUAUACUCAUGACAAAAUACAUUACAUACUCGGUAUGUUAGUUAUAAAGAGUAGAGUUGGUCUGCACAACUAUUCGUGGUUGUUUGUUAUUAUUCGUUGAUCGUUCGGUGGUUAUCAGUUAUCAUUCAUUGAUAACCGACCAGUGAAACUGUGAAAGGCAAACGUACCUGUUGUCUAUAGGUACGCAAUUGUAUUUUCUGUUGAUUUUUACCUUUACAAUUCGGAAGGUAUAUUGAUAUAUUUAGUAUUAUUAUGCAAUUAUAUCGAGCGUUGCCGAUUGAUAAGUAGCACUUAGCACUGUUGGACGUUGGUAGGGUAGUCAGUUUCAUACGUUUCAGUACACACUACGCCGCGACGCUAUGUGUGCGUCGUCUGCCCUUCAAAAGGACUAGCGUUUCAACCACCAUUAUGUACUUUACGUUCGGAACGGACAUCGAUCCGUUCCUUGUGAAAAACUUCAACGUGCAAUCUACCAUUGGGUUGGUGACAUUAUGUGUUGGUUUGUUAGCGCUGGCGGUGGUCUUUGAGUCACUUAAGACUGUACAUUUCAUGACGAGGGUUCACCGACGGUUGUUAUGUUGCAGUCAGCCGGAUUGCAAGGAAUUUAUCAAUAAAGAUGCAUUUGUAGUAACAUUUAGAAUGAAAGUUUUUGACUGUUUUAGAACAUUGAGUGUUUACAUGUUUCAAAUGUUGGUUGGAUAUAUUUUAAUGUGUGCAAUAAUGACAUUCAAUGGAUAUAUUUUUUUUGCCACUGUCGGAGGAUAUGGAUUGGGAUACUGGUUGUUUGGCUUAACAAUGAUGCAUUUGUCAGCAAGGAAUUUACUGAAAUCCCAAGAUGUUCCAAUCAGAUGUAAAAACUGUACUAGAAUCAACAUAAACAAAAAAGAUACUACAGAAGAUAGUAUCAGUACUGAUAUAAGUGAUGAUAUAGUACCAAGCACAAGUUCUGUGAUUGAAGUGGAAAUACAUAAUAGAUCAUAAUUUUAAUAAAAUAUUAUUUUCUUAGAUUUUAAGAAACUUGUUUUAACUUUUGAUUUGUUAUUAAGGUAUUUAAAAUGUUUUUGUAGUUACCAUUAUAUCACAAAAUGUUUAUUGCCAAACCAAAGAUAUUAUUUAUUAAUUAAAAUCUAUUUUAUACUGUUGAUACCACAUUAUACAACUGAAAUUUUAAAAAUCUUUAUAAAGUAUUUUAAAUGUCUAUACAAGAAUAACAUAAUUG